Molecule: messenger RNA, 2643 nt
Organism: Danio aesculapii
Lineage: Eukaryota; Metazoa; Chordata; Actinopteri; Cypriniformes; Danionidae
Gene: tfcp2l1
Product: transcription factor CP2-like 1
Exons: 15
Coding region: 202-1608 (468 amino acids)
Biological process (GO): regulation of transcription by RNA polymerase II
Cellular component (GO): nucleus
Molecular function (GO): RNA polymerase II cis-regulatory region sequence-specific DNA binding; DNA-binding transcription activator activity, RNA polymerase II-specific
Source: RefSeq, a predicted model, not a curated record
UCUGCCAUUAAACGCUCGCAGUCUGCAGGUGGCGGACGGACACUCGCGGGUCAGCUGACCGUCGGCCGUCACGCGGCAUAAAAGACCGCGGACUCGGACACUUCAGGAGAAACUUUGCGGCCCUCACGGUCCCUUCACCGGCGACCUCGCCCUUUACUGUACUCUUAUUUUGGGGGUAGGAGAGUAGCUGAGCUGGAGAGUAUGCUGUUUUGGCACAGUCAUCCUGAAAACUACCAACAGCACGCGCAAAACACUUACAUGAGAGAUGCUCUUGCUCCGUUUCUCAAGCAUGAAGAAGAACAUCAGGCUGCAGAGAUCGGAGCAUCUCCUUUUCAUUAUGUGCUUUGUGCAGCCACUUCUCCAGCUGUGAAACUCCAUGAUGAAACACUCACAUAUCUUAAUCAAGGUCAGUCCUAUGAAAUCCGUAUGCUUAACAGGAAGCUGGUGGAGUAUACAGAUGUAAGCAGCAAAUAUGUAAAGAGCAUUGUGCGUGUUGUUUUUCAUGACCGACGGCUGCAAUACACAGAGCAUCAGCAGCUGGAGGGAUGGAGGUGGAACCGACCAGGAGACAGAAUUCUGGAUAUAGAUAUCCCACUGUCAGUGGGCAUAAUAGAGCCUCACGCUCACCCACUCCAGCUCAACACCAUAGAAUUCCUCUGGGAUCCUGACAAAAAUGCCUCUGUCUUCAUUCAGGUAAAUUGCAUUAGCACAGAGUUCACUCCGAGAAAACACGGUGGAGAGAAAGGUGUCCCUUUUCGGAUUCAGAUUGACACCUUCACAGCCAGUGCACAUGGAGAAUACACUGAACACAUGUGCUCCGCCAGCUGCCAGGUCAAAGUCUUCAAGCCAAAGGGUGCAGAUCGCAAGCUCAAGACUGACAGAGAGAAGAUCGAGAAACGGAGUCCUCAAGAUAAAGAAAAAUACCAACUGUCCUAUAAAACAACUGUGUUGACUGAGUGCUCCCCUUGGCCUGAAGCCCCAUCUAUCAGCAGCACGAGCAACACUCCAUCACCUGCUUAUCACAGCGCUCACACUUCCUACAGCUUUCCAGAGGAAAACUGCUCUCCAGACCAGCAGGGGGAGCUACUUCUGCCCAUCUGCUCUGAUCACCUGUUGCCAUCGUCCUCCACACAGGACACGCAGCAGUGGCUUCAUCGUAACAGGUUCUCCUCUUUCUGCAGGCUCUUCUCUGGCUUCUCAGGUUCCGAUCUGCUAAAAAUGGGUCGAGAAGACUUCAUUCAGAUCUGUGGUCCUGCUGACGGCAUUCGUCUUUUCAAUGCAAUCAAAGGAAGGUGCAUCCAGCCGCGUCUCACUGUCUAUGUCUCCCAGCUGCAGAACAGGAUCCAGCCGCACACAAAAGCAGUGGGUGAUGGCGUCUACCAUGCACUCUACCUAGAGGACCUAACUGUCCUUGAGCUCACUGAGAAGAUAGCCAAUCUAUAUAAUGUUCCCUCACAGCAAAUACAUGGUGUAUAUAGACAAGGGCCGAAGGGGAUCUAUGUCUUGGUUUCAGAUGAGAUGGUGCAGAACUUUACAGAGGAGACGAGCUUCACUAUCAGCACUGUAAAAGAUGAAAGGAAUGAAGGAUAUCAUGUUGUCCUGAAGUGACUUGACUGAAGCAUGGUCUGUAGCUUCUCUUCGUAAUACUGGACUGUUUUUCAGCUAAAUAUCACCUGGUGGAAUGUGAAACAAAUGAAUAUGGAUGAUUUUUGUAUGAUGACUGUGCCUCACUAUAAAGAGAGAGAAUCUUCUGGAAGGUUUUACUGGUAACUAAUUAAUAUAUUAAUUGUGUAAGUUAUGCUCUUUUUUUUUUUUUCUUUUUUUUUUUUUUUUUUUACAUAUUUUUGUUUCUAUGUGUUUUAUAGUAAUUGUUUUUAUCAUGUAAAAUUAAAUUCUUGAAUUCUUUUCAAAACAUAAUCUGACGUUUAUUUCCUAUUUUAUAGUUUUCAAAAUAGUAAAAGGUGUGAUUUAUCAUGCAAGUGGCCUUACCAAAAACAAAACUCAACAUUUCAUUUACAUUGCUCUGCAUAUAUAAGUACACCCCUCACUAUACUAUCUUUUAAAUUCAUAUGUUUAGUAGGAAGCUAUACAAUAUUAUAUUUGUGCAUAUACAUUAGAUUAGUCAGUACUGAAGCCAAAUCUGGAGCUAAUCUAACAAAAUAACUCACGAUAAUGAUCCAAAAACUAGUACACCCAAAUACAUGUUAUAGAAAAAUAUUAAAUACAAAUUUUAAAGAAGGGGGAAAUCAAGAGAAGCAGAAAAAAUAAAAAAUAUAGUUGAAAUUUUGCAGUUUGUAAUUGUUUUGCUUGAAUUUAAUUGUAUUAUCUUUCAAUUUCUAAAUAUGUUCUGUGACUAAAAUAUUAUUUUAAUAAAUCUAUCGUUUUUGUUUAAAAUACAUUGUCUAUAUUCACUGAGAAAUGGACAAAAAUAUUCAUUUUCAAAAUGAGGUGUACUCUACGCUGAGCUCUGUAAAUAUGCGUAUAUUGAAUUUUUUUGUAUGUCAUUUGUUUCUUAAAAAACACUUAAAAUGUAGCAUUUUAAAAUGUUGAUAGUCACCUCUAACUAGAAAUAAUCUCUGUUUCAUAUUGGACUGGUUCUGUUGAUCAGAAUGAGGAUAUUUAAAUAAAAGUCUUUGCUCAGGA